This is a messenger RNA of Haliotis rufescens (red abalone), 3381 nucleotides long. RefSeq lists its product as uncharacterized. NCBI's taxonomy places the organism in Eukaryota, Metazoa, Mollusca, Gastropoda, Lepetellida, Haliotidae. Bases 454 to 2370 code for a protein of 638 amino acids. The transcript has 8 exons. The record is from RefSeq and is a predicted model, not a curated record.
CCACCUCGCAGGCCACUAGGCACUAUUACAUCAAGCUAUAUAUAGCUCCAGUCCACCUAGUGAGGAUUGUCGGUUCUUGUUUGGCUUGUGUUAGUUAUGUCAUUUGUAUUUGUGCUUGUUCAUUUUACAUUGAAAGACUGCAUUUUUCCUCUGUGAUAUGUGUAGAACUAUGAUUUAAAACAUACCUGCAAGAUUCACGGAAAUCGACACUUUGAAGAUGUCUUAGGAGAGUGAUUACGUGCUGACAGUCAUGCAUUGAACCUGCGAAAGUUGUGUACCUUGCCUGUGAUUCAAUUGUCAAUGUUUGGGACUUCAGCGAGUCGACAUUCUGCAUACUAAAUACGAAUCCAACAGUUUAACGACAUGUAAUGUCUGAAUGGAGUAGAUAUGUUGUAUAUCCAUGGACAUACAGAAAGAACGUAUUGUAUUUAUGAGGACUGAGAUUUAACAGCUAUGCACGCAGAAAGAGCGUUUGUGGUCUGUGUUUAUUUCGUUUUGGCUGCACACGGUGACACCAGCCCUGGGAACAGAUGUACAAAGGGGUUGCCGGGAACCUUCACAAUACAGCUUCAGUGUUCUGUCGGUGAAUGGAUACAUGUCGAGCAAGAGGCGUAUGGAGAUGGAGACGCCGUGACAUGUCGCCUGAAAAAAGCUGAGUCGUGCAGUAAGGUUCUCAACAGCAACAAGAAUGGCCUGGUCGUCAACUGUAAUGGGAAACAAUCAUGCCAUGAAGCCGUGACCGCAACAUCCCAAACAAACUGUAACUUUACAGAUGCUGCUGCGGAAGUACACUACAGCUGUAUUAAAGGUAGUAUGGAUAUGUGUAGUUCAGUCAACAAAACAGUAAACGGGUCGGUGUACCUCCAUUCCCCGGGAUUCCCUGACAGUGACCCUGUAAACAGCAGCUGUGUUGUUAGGAUCACAGGGGAUAAUAUACAAGUAACAUUGGUAGAACAGCGGAUGAAGACAGGGUUACUUAACAUCUCAGGUGACGGGAAACAACUCUGGACAAGCGUGAACGUGAACCAAUACAACAGGGUAUUUCCGGGAACAGCUGCCGAAGUAGUAAUAGUCUAUGAUAACCAUGAUCAGAAUGUAUCAAAUGUAUGGAUACGUGUUGCUGCUUCAGGUCAAAUGAAUAUAACUUCCAACGGACUAAUGUCGGAUGCAUCAACCACACCAGUACCCAUGUCACCACAUCAUCCAUCUAUUUCACAAGAUACAACCAGUGAAACAACUGCGACAACAGGAAGUGCACCUUCUACUACUAUGGACAAAUCAACCACAGAGGCAAAGACAGUGAAUCGAACAACGAAAGAAAACAUGACGUCGACUGCUUCGUUUAUAACAGACAAUAAGGACACAACACUUUCAACAACCACGUCAACGGCAGCUAGCGAUGGGUCUGAUCCAGAAACGGUAGUUUGGAUUGCCUCUGCGGCAUCAGGCUGUUUUAUCCUGAUCUUAAUUGUCGUGAUUGCGGUUGUCCUUUGCAGGUGUCAUCGUGUGAAGAACAGCGGUUCACCUGUUGCUCCUGGUAGCGAGAGUUUUGAAAGGUCUUUUGAACUCACUCACUCACAAAACGAAACGAGUAACAUGCAUUUUGUGCUUGAUCCAGAAUUGGUUGCUGGAAGUGGUGAACGGAUAUUACAUACAGAAUCUAGACACAAAACUGAGAACUAUAAAACUCCAGUGCAAGAUCAGUAUUCUGAUGUGUUGCCUAGGAGUUCUAGAGUAAAUAUGUACGACAACAGUACAUUUACAGUCACAACCAGCACAGCCGACAUCGGAGCACCCCAACUCCUGAAAGACACUGUUGCCAGCACGGCUUACAACGAUCAUCGUGCAAUAUGUGAUAUGACCGAAAAUGACAUAUAUGACGGAGAAGUGGCUUCGAAAGAUGUUACUGUAGAUGGAAUGGUUGAUAAUGGACACAAUGGCAAAUUCGAGUAUGCCAGAGAGGAUGGAUAUGUACAGGGCGAAUCGGACGUUUCUCCUAGCAACACGAAACCCAUCAGGAAAGAAAAAGCUGAUAUGAUAGAAAACGACGUCUACGACGGAGGGCCUCCUCCCCAUAAUGACCCCGUUGGCAGCAUGGAUGACAACGAAAAUCAUGAUAGCAGACGCAUAUCAACAGAAAAAAGUCAUAUGACAGAACAUGAUUUGUAUGAUGGAGGACUGGAUACGGGAGAUGAUACUGGUGGGGGAAUGGUUGACAAUGAACUCUAUGAUAAAUUUGGACAUGACAGAGAAAGGGAUUCUAUACAGGACGAAUCGGACGAUUCUCCCAGCAACGUAUUUGAUAAAAGCGUUCAGGAUGACGAGGAUAACGUUAUGGUGUCCAAUGGUCUCUACCACAGUUUCAAGUAGCAGCAGAGAUGCUGCAGGUAACACGGUCUGUGGUGGCGAUGAUUCAACAGGAAAUGAUGAUUAUAAGGAUAAUAUUAUAUUACGGUCAUUAAAAUAAGAUGAUUUUUGUCAAUGAUGGGUGUAUGUAAAUCUGAGACUUACACAAAACGGCUAUCAGGCAUUUACGUCAUCAGUGGGUGCAUGAACAGGAAUGUAUAUGUAGAAAUGCAGCAAAUGAAAAGAAACUGUCCACACAGUGUCCAGCUACUCAAAAUAUAAAGACAUUAGUUUCAUCUAAGUGUAUAAUAUUAGACAGAAAAUAUUGCUUCUCUGGUCAAAUGACAUUUUUACAUAUUUGGUCAUAUUUAAUGUUCAAAUGCAACCGAACUCGUUUUGUUGAAGACUAUUUUCAAAAUAUGCAAUGCUCUUCUGUUAUGAAUGGCAAUGAAUUAUAAGUAAAUACCGUUCUUUUGCCAAUUACAACCCAAAACAGUUUAAGAUAGUUUCGUACAUCAGAUUUUUCAUAUUUGAAGAAACAAAUAACCUCGCCUCUGCGUAUGUCACUUCGACUGACUCGUGCUGUCAUUUGCUCUUUCCAUAUAUACCCUGUUCGUAUUCUCUAUAUAUUGCAGUCUUGGCAUUUUCACUGGUGAUGCAAUUUAACAACACGAUAUAAAUCGAGGAAACACGAUAAUUAUAAAAUUAAGAACACAAUGAAUGUAAGAGGCCGAUGUUAUUCUUCUCAGGGGAAAAUUUCAUGCCUUUUUCCUGUAUCAAUGACAUGGAAAGUCGUCGGUUUCCUGAUGUUUACGAGCUAAUGCUUCUUCCAAAUGUGGGAGAAGUAGUUUAACAAUAUUCAUGUCGUCAUGCGUAUGUUUAUGUUGUUUAUAUUAUUUGUUCACUGAUUCAAUCACCCCUUUCUCGUUUUACUUUUUCCAGUUUCUCUAAUGUACAUAAUUCGGAUGAUUGCGUUAAAUGUAUAUAUGUACACUUAUAUAGCACAUGGAAGCUAAUAAACAUUAUUUGACUGUU